Molecule: messenger RNA, 4139 nt
Organism: Toxotes jaculatrix (banded archerfish)
Lineage: Eukaryota; Metazoa; Chordata; Actinopteri; Toxotidae
Product: protein FAM83B-like
Exons: 5
Coding region: 277-3147 (956 amino acids)
Biological process (GO): epidermal growth factor receptor signaling pathway
Cellular component (GO): membrane; cytoplasm
Source: RefSeq, a predicted model, not a curated record
AGGGCAGGUACAGCAGGCUGUUCUUUUGCAUAGAGAGUUCAGAUCCGCACCUUUGUGCUGCUGUUUCAUGCAGGAGAGAGCACAGACACCUUUUCUCUUUCUGGACUCAGGAAAACCGAGGAUUCUUUCACUGAUCAUGAAGUUUCCAGAGUCUGCUGCGCUGUCAGAAGAAGGUUUUCUUGUCUGAGCAACAUGGUCGACAGUCACUCAACUUUUCACAGUGAAGGUGAAGGAAAAGCCUGUCGCACAUAGAGAUUCAGAGGGGACCUGGCAUCCAUGGAGUCCAAUCUGUCCUGCCUGUCUUCACUGACAGAAGACGACAAUGUGGUUUACAUUCAGCCACAUUACAAAGAAUCCUACCGCCUGGCCAUUUACGCUCUGCUCUGCGGGGGCAAGGAGGCCUACGAGGAGUUCCUCCGAGCCGAGCAGAUCAGCCACUUCCUGUCAGAGGAGGAGAUCUUCUUCAUCUUGGAAAAUGCAGAGUUACCGGUUGUGGAGGACGAAUCCGAAGGGAAGCGGGUCACAGACGAGGUCAGCCCCUCCACCUACUUCCCAACAGAGUCGGAUGAGGAGGUGCCAGACCUGGACCUGGGCUGGCCGGAGGUCCUGCUGGAGGAAACGGACACCAGCAUCAGCCUGCUGUUUCACCCGCCCAGACAAAACACACCGACCAUUAAAGAAGUGGUUCGCAAACAGAUUCAGGAGGCGAAGCAGAUUAUUGCCAUAGCGAUGGACGUCUUCACCGACGUGGACAUCUUUAAAGAGAUCAUCAGCGCGACGCUGAGGGGAGUGGUCGUCUACAUCCUCCUGGACGAUUCCCACUUCAGGAGCUUCCUCACCAUGUCACGCAGGGUGGGCGUUCACCUCCAGGACUUCAAGAACAUCCGUGUUCGGACAGUUCGGGGGCAGCAGUACCAGUGUCAGUCUGGGGUGAAGUUUCAUGGAGGUUUGGAGCAGAAGUUUAUUCUUGUGGACUGCCGAACAGUUUUGUACGGGACUUACAGCUUCACGUGGACGUAUGAAAAGAUUAACCUCAGUAUGGUCUUGGUGGUCACUGGUCAGCUGGUUUGCUCUUACGACGAGGAGUUUCGAAGACUCUACGCUCGCUCCGUAGUUCCUGCAGUUCUGUCCAGGGAGAGGCCAUCUGUCCAGCACCUGAGAGACACUAUGGCUUUUCAGAGCCCAAACUCCAGCCAACUUUCCCUUCACCAAAUUCACAUGAAAUCCAGAGUGAUGCACGGCAUGAGGCAUGCUCAGGAUGAUAAGUUUAAUAACCUAACCAGGGGUUUGAGUGUGCAGGAGAGGCUGCAUCAGUCUCACAGUCCUGACAUGGGGAAUCUGAUGCGGGGGCACAGUUAUGGCGGAGAACUGCAGAAGUUAAACUCCAUGACUCGGCUGAGGAUGGGGACCAAGGACAUCGGAGUGCCCGGUGCUCCUGAGAGGACAAAUUCAAACCUGAGAGGGGGCGGCGACUUGCUGCUUACAAACCGGUUGUCUCAGCAGCAGCUUCGGCAUCACACUCGCUAUGGUGCAGACCAGAAUCUGAUACCGUUCAACUCUGAAACAUCACUCCACAGGUGGAAGAUCGACACAUACCUUAAUGAGAGCAACAUGCCUCUAGAUGCGUCAUGUGAUCCGAUAUCCCCCAUGACAUCCCCAUUUAGCAGUCACACGGGCUUAAAUGAGCUUCAGUCACAGCUGAUUCACAGCAGGUCGUGGGAUAUUAAGACCAGGAUGGAGGAAAUGAGGCAGAAGCGGCUCAGUCUGCAGGAAUAUGCCAAUCUCAGGCAGAGCCAAGAGUCCUUGAGGUCUAUGUAUUCCACUCUAGAAAGACCUAAAUACAUGUCUUCAUUGAGAGGCCUGGGCAUGAGGCAGAGCAUGAUGGAAUUAGAACCAAAUGCACAAAAUGGUUGUAGCAUGGAACCAGCCAACCACAAAGUCAGUGAGCCAAACAAGGAAGGUUAUAAAAGAGAGCAAAUCCUCACUGACGGUCAUCGCUCUGCCUCCCACUAUGAUGUCAAAACAGUUAACGAUCAAAAGACAGUGCAAACCUACGACUGGUAUGAACCUCUAUCCAGGACAACAUCAGCUGCUGACUUAGAUACGAAACUGAACGAUCCAUCACUCAAGCUCUCGCAUAUGCAGUCCAGCGGUCUCAGUGUCCAGCACCCGAGAGCAAUGGAGUCUUUGAUUGAAAUCCCUGAGGAAAAAGAGGGUUCAAAUACUCGUGUCAACACUUCGGACUCUGCUGCAGUCAACAAUGGAUAUGAGGAAAUUUGCAGAGACGAAAUAGUUGUUCCAAAGAAGAACUCAGAGAAAUCAAGCACACCUGCACAAUCACAAUGUCAAGAUCAAGCCAGACGAAGCCAUGGUUCUGUGGGUAAGUUGGCCAACAGUUCAGCCUCAGCCGCUACUGAGGAAGGAAAGAAAUCAGUAUCUACUGAAGUAGAAAAGAUUCCAAAGAUUUUAAACACAUCUGCAGCAUUUCAGCAUGCAGUGGAAGCUAAGAGUAGUCACGCAGAAAAGCAGCGAGAGGAACCAACGCUUCAGAGGAAGAAUUCCAUGAGAAUGAAAGUACAAUCAGUGCUUUCAUCGGACGAAAAGAAAGCAUCCAAAAAAGAGGAGAAGUCUCUCCAAAGAAGGGCCUCAGUUAGAUCACAGAAUCCAUCAGGAUCUAACCAAACCCUCAAGGCAGACCAUUCACAGGCAUCUGCUGCAGAGCAAACAACAAAGAAAGGUCAAUCGCCAAGCAGUUCCCGGUCACAGAAAUCUGCCGGUAGUACAACAGAGACUGAGAAGCAUAAAUCUGCAUUUCCAAGAUUAUCUCCUCACCGUUCAAGCAAAAAAAAGACGAACUUUGCAGGAGAGCAGGAUAGAGGCUCAAAGAGCACCUUGGAUGACGAGAAAGCAACUGUCUUUCAAACCAGGAAAGUUUACAGCCGAUACGAGUACUUGCUCAACAGAGAGAGUAUUCCUCGGGAUAAAUCCAUGAGGAUGGCAAACAUGUAUCCCUCAGACAAAGACAGAAGCUCUUCCCUGAACAGGCAUGACUCUGGCUAUCCAGAGUAUCAGACACAAAGUGGCCCAGACAACAAACUGGGACGAUUCAUGCAGCGAGUAGGAAAUCUCAUAGGCAAGAAUAAGUAGAGAUGCAGGAAGAGUAGAGGGAUGCUCAGAUAUGAAAACAAAGUUCUUUGUAUUGUUUAUUGAUUUUGGCUCUGACACAGAUUAUUUGUGGUCACCCUUGCAGUGUACUACAUUUUUCCUUUGAUGUUUUCAUAAUGUGGCUAAGAUCUUACCAAGGAAGAUAUUUAUCAUUGAUGCCAAAACGCUGGAUGUCAUGUACUGGGUAUCUGGCACUAAAUAAGUGUUCUUGUAUUACCCUGUUACCCUGAACUGAAUGUUACAGGGAAACAAGGUCAAUGUGAAAAUACUAGUCAGUCAAGUUGUUUACCAAUCAGGUUAAAGCAGGGUGAAUGUGACAGUACCGCUUCUAGACACUAAACAACAUUUUAUCAAGGUAGUUGAACUGUAAAAAAUGUUGUUAUAAAUACGUUGGUCUUUAUAUAUUGAAUGUGUUUGUUCUCUCUGAAAGUUUAGGUCUCGUGAUGUUCUAUAUUUUUCUUAUUGUCAACAAAUCCCAUGACAAGACCAAAACUAACAACAAAUGUAUCCUGCUGACAGGUAUUGUCCAAAACCUGUGCACCAUGGAAGCUCCAUUGUCCAACAACUAUUAAAAACACAUCAUUGAGCCAAACUGUGGCACUGGGUGACAUGUUCCUUCAUCACAGUAAACUCAUUCACUCUAUUUUAUCUCCACACACUCCAUCAUGCUGCUGUUAACACUCACUAGCCUACCAAAUUUUUAUUACUCCACCACUGGAAAUAGUACCAAAUAAAUGCACUAUUUCCUCCUGUUUGUGUAACAUUAGCAGCCCUAAGAGACUGGUUUGUUCAUUACACAUCAGAUAACAAAACUGUUGAAUGGACUCAAAAUGGAAAGACAACUUCUUAACACUAGGUUUACAGUAUAGUGUAGCUUUUUUUAUAUUAGUUGAAUGUACUCAUCAACUGUAGAGUGGCAGCUACAGCGGUAUUGUUCUUCAAAACAAUAAAAAUGUACACACAACAAAAUUGCA